AUGGUGGAAAAAGAGCAGGUAAGACCAUUGGCUCCGGCCAUCGACCGACACCAUACCGCCAGAGAUGAUGAAGACACAGUUUACAAAAAAACCACUCGCACAAGGAAAUACGUUACGUGGUAUAAGAACACGACAACAAACCUAUACUAUCGUGGGAUGGUGAUAGGGGUGGCACGGGGGCUACCAGGGCAGUCAAAGGCACGACGAACAACAAGGAUGAACAUUACCAUGGACAUCAUGGUUGAUAGGCUACUAGAAAACCCUAAUUUACAAAGUGACAUCGGUACAGGUUUAUUGAACAUGAGCAACUAUACAAUAGUUGGUGGUAGGGUCAAACUUUUAACUAUUAUUAAGAAACAUGUGAUUGUGAGCAUGAAUUGCACAAUGAGAGUCAACAUUAUUAAUAGAGCCAUAGAAGACCAAAACUGCAAGAAGAAAGUUAAAAUCUAA
Messenger RNA from Lactuca saligna, 450 nucleotides. Lineage: Eukaryota; Viridiplantae; Streptophyta; Magnoliopsida; Asterales; Asteraceae. The record is from the annotation of a GenBank genome assembly.